AUGGUUGAAAGUGAUGAAAAAGAAAAACAGCAACAAGAAUUAAGAGCAUUUGAAAGCUAUUUUCCUCUUUAUAGUAAAAAUCAUGGAAUAUUAAAAGAAAUAAAAGAAGACUUAGCAAAGAUAAAGGAAAUCAUUGAUAGUGAAAAGCAAUAUGAAGAAUCUAGUUCCGCUUUAAGAAAGCACAUCUAUAAUGAAAGGAAUACUUAUUAUAAUAAUCCGGCUCAACAAACGGGAAUAAUUUGCUUUAACAAAACUUCUAUUUCUCACCAAACCCAAUCUACUAACCAAAUAAAUUACUCUGAAUGGGCUUGUUCUCAUUAUGAUGCUGCCAAUAAUCAAAAACUAAAAGCAGAGUGUCGUAAUGAAAACAUUUUAAGAAUCAACGAAGGAGCUUACUUAUUACCGGUUGAACCAGUAAUGAUUAAUCAAGCCGGUAAAAAGAUUUGUAUUGUUUGUUAUCAAUAUACCAAAGAAUAUAUGGAUGAUUAUCAAGAAAGGAGUGCUCAACAUUUAGCUAGUAUGAUGCCUCCUAAUUAUGCUUUACCAACUAACUUACAAGUUAAGUAUCAGCAAUUGAAAAAUAAAGUUUUUAAUAAUACCGACCAAGCCGGACCAGUAGUUACUGAAAUUGAACAUUUGCCAAGUUCUGGCUUGCAGAAAACUAAUAGUCAAAAUCAAAGGUCAAAUAAUUCAUAUUUGCCACUCUAUAUCAUUGGCGUAUUAAGUGAUGAAGUAGUUGAGGAAAUCAGAGCAGAAAAGGAUAAAUGGCAUAGUUUAGAUUAUAAUGAUCUGACUGAUUUGAACCAAAAGAAUAAAGAGUUAAUUGAAAAGAGAAGGUUCAAGAAUGAAUUGCCAUUGGCUUUAAACCAAAAGAUCACGACAGAAGACCAAGGGCAAUCACCCAGCCAAGAAUUAGUAAAAGCUGGAUUAUCCCUUCAAACUUACCUAGAUGGAAAGUACCCUACUCCCCAAGAUAAAGAACAAGUAAAAGCAAUAGAAAUUGGUCGAGAAACAGCAAUCACCCAGCAAAACAAUACCACUAAUAAACUUUCAUCAGAAGAAACCAAACAAUUAGAAGGCAAAGACUUAGAUUUAUCUUCCUAUUCCAAUUUAGAAAAAGUAACAGUUAAUGGAACUUACUUAAAAACCAAACUAACCACUCUAAACUUAAGCAAUUGUGCUAAAUUAAUUAAUCUUGCUUGCUCUGGUAAUCAACUAACCAACCUUAAUCUAACUAAUUGUAUUAAUUUAAAGAUACUUUCUUGCUCAGAUAACAAUCUCCCUGAUUUAACUAUAUUUAAGGAUUUGGUUGGUUUAGAAGAAUUGGGAAUUCAUAGUAACCCUUUUAUAGGUAGUUUAAAGCCUUUGGAAAAUUUAAGUAAAUUAAAAGAAUUAAAUAUUGAUGAUACCGAUAUAGAUAGGGGUUUAGAAUAUUUACCGGAUAGUUUGGAAAAUUUUUCUUGUUCAGCAGAGGAAGAGGAAAGAAAAGAGGCUAAAGUAAAAGCUAUCUAUAGUUGCUUUGCUGAUGAACAAGGGGAAGUAGAAAAAGAAUGA
Messenger RNA from Entrophospora sp. SA101, 1554 nucleotides. The record is from the annotation of a GenBank genome assembly. Lineage: Eukaryota; Fungi; Glomeromycota; Glomeromycetes; Entrophosporales; Entrophosporaceae.